Heterostelium album PN500 is the source of this 1596-nucleotide messenger RNA. It is a transcript of the gene pus1, whose product is annotated as pseudouridine synthase family protein. NCBI's taxonomy places the organism in Eukaryota, Evosea, Eumycetozoa, Acytosteliales, Acytosteliaceae. The transcript has 3 exons. The record is from RefSeq and is a predicted model, not a curated record. Gene Ontology annotation, cellular component: nucleus. Bases 1 to 1596 code for a protein of 531 amino acids. Gene Ontology annotation, biological process: mRNA pseudouridine synthesis; tRNA pseudouridine synthesis. Gene Ontology annotation, molecular function: RNA binding; pseudouridine synthase activity.
AUGGAUGAAACAAAUGAUGGUAAUAGUAAGAAAAGAGAGUAUAACGAAGUAGACAAUAAAGAGUCGAAUGGUGUUACAACCACAAACAAUGAAAAUGAUCAUUCUGAUAAGAAAGUAAAAAUAGAAGAUGAUGUUAAUAUUAGUAAUGCAACGACCACUACUACUACCGAUGCUACAGCUACCACCACAACCACUGUAGUUGACACAAAGAUGAGCGAAGAAGACGAUUCUGAAGAUGGUGGUGAUGACGAUGAAGAUGAUGAAGACGAUGGAAAAAAGAAAAAGAGAAAAGGUAAUCCUGCAUUCCCUAUUCCACCAUUACUCACCAAAGACGAGCUAAUUGCAUUGCAAGCACCAAACAAGAUAACCACCGACAAGACAAAGAAGAAGAAAGUUGCUAUUUGCGUUGGUUAUUCAGGAACAAACUAUAGAGGAAUGCAAAAGAAUCCAGGAUUUCCAACUAUCGAAGAUGAACUUGAAAAAGCGAUUUUCAAAGUUGGUGGUAUCUCACCGGACAAUAUGUAUUGUCAUAGAAAGAUCGAUUGGAUUCGUUGUGCAAGAACCGAUAAAGGUGUCUCUGCCAUCAGAAAUAUGGUUAGUUGCAAGUUGGAGUACGAUCCACCCACUCUCGAUGAGAUGAAGACUGCGAUCAAUGCACAGCUGCCCAACGAUAUCAGAGUGUUUGCAAUCAAGCGUGUCAACAAUACAUUCCACGCCAAGAACUGUGUCGAUAGAAGAUCGUACAUCUACAUCACACCGACAUUCGCAUUCGAACCGAUCUUUGCCAACAACAAACCAGCUCAAUACAAAUUCGAUGAACUCGAACGCACUCGUCUGAAUUCACUUCUCAAGCUAUUCGUUGGUACACGUAAAUAUCAUAACUAUACCUCAAAGAAAGAAAGUAAUGAUCCAUCCGCUGUUAGAACUGUCAAUUCUUUUGAAUGUUCAGAACCAUUUAUGAAUGAAGGUGUAGAGUUGGUAGCUAUUAAUAUUGUUGGACAAAGUUUUAUGUUACAUCAGAUUAGAAAGAUGAUAGGUGUCACAAUGCAGUUUAUGAGAAAAGGUUUCUUUGCCGAUAGUGAAUCCGAUGAAGCUGCAUUGUCAAAGAUGAAGAAGCUGGUGGAAGCAACGUUUGCACACAGACAAUUCAAUUUACCGAUGGCACCCGGUGCCGGUUUGUUGUUGGAUCGUUGUCUCUACGAUAUUUGGACACAAAAGUUUGGUUCGGUACACGGUGACCUGAUGUUUAAUGAACAGGCCGAAGAGAUCGAGGCAUUCAAAAAAGAUAGAGUCUACAAGGAGAUCGCCAAGUUUGAAUCGGAACAGCAGUUGUUCAAGACUUGGUUCAAGGAUUGCUUGGAUCCAUAUCCACUGCCAUACGCCGACCUCAUUGACACCUUUGAAAAUCCACCUGCUGCACCACCCCGCAAGCAAGUUAGCAAGCCACCAAGAGAAAGAGUUCCACACUAUCGUCAAAUUAAAUAUUUAGGUAAAGAUGAAUCAAAGAAAGAUGAAUCAGUCAAAGAUGAAUCAAAGAAAGAAGAAUCAAACAACAACAACAACAACGACAGCGACACAACUCAAAAGCAAAGUUAG